Oncorhynchus mykiss (rainbow trout) is the source of this 1328-nucleotide messenger RNA. RefSeq names its product ALG14 UDP-N-acetylglucosaminyltransferase subunit. NCBI's taxonomy places the organism in Eukaryota, Metazoa, Chordata, Actinopteri, Salmoniformes, Salmonidae. The record is from RefSeq and is a predicted model, not a curated record. Gene Ontology annotation, biological process: dolichol-linked oligosaccharide biosynthetic process. Gene Ontology annotation, cellular component: UDP-N-acetylglucosamine transferase complex. Gene Ontology annotation, molecular function: N-acetylglucosaminyldiphosphodolichol N-acetylglucosaminyltransferase activity.
UCCGCUCCAACUGGUCCAAACGAGUGUCCGUAGUAGCAAUCAUGGCAGUGUUGUUAGGACUAUUCACAGGAUUUUGUUUUACAGUGAUUUGUGUUAUAGUGCGGCUUCUGAUUGUGAUUCGUUCUGGAUCAAAAUGUAAACCUGGAGAGAAAGGUCCCGUCUGCGUGCUUAUCGUUGCUGGAUCAGGGGGACACACCACUGAGAUCCUGCGACUGAUGGAGAGUCUCUCUCAGUCCUACAGCCCAAGACACUAUAUAAUCGCAGACACAGACAAGAUGAGCGAAGACAAAAUACGCACCUUUGAAAACUCAAAGAAAGACACUGGUUCAAAAGGCCAGUUUACCAUCCAGCGGAUCCCUCGAAGCCGUGAGGUGCGGCAAUCCUGGAGUUCCUCUGUGAUCUCCACUCUAAACGCUCUGCUCUACGCCGUUCCUCUGGUGUUCAGGCUCAGGCCAGACAUGGUGCUGUGUAACGGCCCUGGGACCUGCGUCCCUCUGUGCGCGGCAGGACUUCUCCUGGGCCUCCUGGGAUUGAAGAGAGUCCUGCUCGUCUACGUUGAGAGCAUCUGCAGAGUGGAGAGCCUAUCCCUGUCCGGGAAGAUCCUCUAUCACAUCUCGGACUACUUCUUUGUGCAGUGGUCCACCUUGAAAGACAAAUACCCCAAAUCAAUUUACCUCGGAAGGAUAGUCUGACUGAAUAGACUAUCUGGGGGGGGAGGGGGGGGUUUACUGAUACUAUUUCAUCAUGUUACAAACGGGAAAACUUUGCUCUGAUAGAUCAUGUUUAAUAGUUUGCCUGCUUGAUGGACUGUGAUGUACAUUUUUCUACAAACUACAAUGUGAAUACUUUGGAACAUCGAGCCCUAUACAUAAUCUAUAGAUAAUCUAUAGAUAAUCUAUACAUAAUCUAUACAAACUACAAUGUGAAUACUUUGGAACAUCGAGCCCUAUACAUAAUCUAUAGAUAAUCUAUACAUAAACUGUAGAUAAUCUAUAGAUAAUCAUACAUAAUCUAUACAUAAACUGUAGAUAAUCUAUACAUAAUCUAUACAUAAUUUAUAGAUAAUCUAUACAUACACUGUAGAUAAACUAUAGAUAAUCUAUACAUAAACUGUAGAUAAUCUAUAGAUAAUCUAUACAUAAUAACUAUGUAAAGCUCUUUUGGACCACUUCAAUGUGUUAUGAAAUGGUGCUUUUAUUACAUGGUGCUGUGUACAGUGUAAAGAAAUACUAAAUGGUAUUAUUCAUACCUGAUAUGUAGCUACAGUAGAUCUGACUUGAGUGAGGUGUUGUUGUCACUACCAUUGUGAAUAAAUUACAUUACCUAAA